GCGCGGCGCGAGGCGAGCGCAGGAAGGGGAGGCGAUGCUGCCGGGGGACCAGACCGCGGGCGGUGAGCAAACCCGGGCGCCGAGAGCGGGAGCAACCUCGCAGCUCUGCCCCUUCCAUGCUGCCCCAGCGCCGCUGCGCAGGGAGGCGGGUGGAGGAGGAGAGGGAAGGGUUACCCGGCACGGCUGCCUGUUAAAGAGAAAUAGCUCAGCUGGCUCUGGAGGAUGAGCAGAAGGAGCUAUUGCAGAUAAGCGCCGGCGAGCUGAGGAUGUGAGAGCGGGCUCGCUGCUGGUGCGGGAGCCGGAGCGGGGACCACCGAUGGUCACCGGCCCCCCGAGCCCCUCGGCGAGCCCCGUGCACCCUCGGCCUCUCGCCUCUGCUGGGCUUCGAUGACCAUCGGCAGCAGCAUGAGCAGCGGGUACUGUAGCUUGGAUGAAGACCUCGAGGAUUGCUUUUUCACAGCAAAAACCUCUUUCUUCCGGAACGCGCCAAGCAAGGUCCCUGCCAAGAAUGUAACACAAACAGUAGAAGAAGAAAAACCUGAGCCUCCGACCAUCCAGGAGAUCAAACAGAAAAUUGAAAAAUACAAUGCAAAAGUUACAAACUGCCUGUUGAUGAAGCUGAACGACGAUGGGACGUACACAGGUUUCAUUAAAGUGCAUUUGAAACUGCGCCGCCCCGUGACGGUACCGGCAGGGAUCCGGCCGCAGUCCAUCUACGACGCCCUCAAGGAGGUGAACCUGGCCGAAAUGACGGACAAGAGAACCUCGUUCUACCUGCCGCUGGAUGCCAUCAAGCAGCUCCACAUCAGCAGCACGACGACGGUGAGCGAGGUGAUCCAGGGGCUCCUGAAGAAAUUCAUGGUGGUGGAUAAUCCUCAGAAGUUUGCACUUUUCAAGGAGAUGCGGAAAGAUGGGCAAGUGCUCUUCCAGAAGCUCCCCCUCUCCGAGUACCCCCUGUACCUCCGGCUGCUGGCGGGCCCCGACACAGACGCGCUCAGUUUUGUGCUGAAGGAAAACGAAACGGGGGAAGUUGAGUGGGAUGCGUUCUCCAUCCCGGAGCUACAGAACUUCUUGAUGAUAUUGGACAAAGAAGAAAAGGAGAAAAUCCAGCAAGUGCAAAGGAAGUAUGAGAAGUUUAAACAGAGACUGCAACAGACCUUGAAAGAAGCCCGAGGCAAGCCUGGAUAACCUUCAGGAGGCACUGGGCAUCAGACUAAGCUAGAUAUUAUUUUUAAAAUGAAAAGACACUUCUCAGGACACCUUAUAGUAGUCAGUCUCCCUCUUCAUCCUUCCAUUAAGGUCUGGCUCACAGCACCCCUAAAAUGAACAUAUUGCAUUUUCUUCUUCUGAAACCUCUUAUCCCAGGACCAGAGCCAGUCAAAGAAUGGGAAGGGUGGUUUAAAACUCUGCCCGUCAACAAACCAAACAAACACAGCUGCUGGUUCGCUUUUCAGCUGUACCAUCAGAUGGAGAAGCUUUGCGGAAAACGCUCAGCGUCAAACCCGACAGGAACAUCUACUGGCUAAUGUUUUGAGCAGGGUACCGCUUGCUGUUCACACUCCUCCCAGCAACUUGCUUGUUCUGGUUCGGAGGUGCUGCGGCUCAUUGCGUGUGCCCACGUGGCCGAGUUCUCAUUUCGUAAGUAGAGCACAGGAAGCAGCAGAUAACGCGGAGGAGGUGGUUGCAGCAAACCACGUGGGUGUUGCAGCUGUAACCAACGCCGGACAGACUUGUUCAGGGCUAAGAUAGCCAGGGAAAUGUACAGUUAUGACACCAAGGCAGCUGCAACACCCAGAGAGUUUGUUAGUAAGUAUUACUGAAACUUGGUAAUGUUAAUUCCUGGAAAAGUCAUUCAUUUUGAUUCUAUUUAACUUCGUUUUGAAAACAGAUGUGAACUACAGCAAAUACCCCUGAUGCUUAGCUAAGUUAGCAAGUGUUUUACCAGUUUUCUACUCUGUAGGAUUUGGGACCUACAUUUUAAGAAAUUCUGUUUGAAAAGUGUAAAGAUGACGGUUGAGGCAUAGGCCGAUGGUUCGAUAUUGAACAUUUAGCAAUAGAUAUCCAACAGACUAACCCAGGAAAACUCAAAACCCCUUUCACAAAUCAAACCGAUUUUGAGCUCUGAACCGGUCUGGCGCCGAGGGAGAGGAGCUCCAACCAGGGCCAGGGUGUGGAGGUGGCACCAGGAGCAGAGGCUGCCGGCGUGUGACAGCCUUAGCGCCAGGAUGAGUAAGGCAACCCUUCGCCCCCACUGCGCUCUCGUGCUCCGCUUCCUCCUGCAAACCCUCCCGGCACCGCUUUCCCACCGCUUCUGUCCAUGACACGCUGUCCUCUCCCUCCCCGUGCCACCCCAAAGGUGUCGUGUUCCCCUUCCCCCCCCCUCCCUGCUCGCAGUCGGUGCUCUGCCUGCCUCUCCGGGAAGGGUACCCGGUUUUGCUCUCUAUGUGGAGCCGGGAGAGGACAGCGAGCCCCUCUCUCAGGGCUCCCACCGUCUCCGACGCGUGCACUGCACAUCCUUCAUAAAAAUCCUCGAGCUGGAGCAUCGGUUACUGCCGUAACUCUCACCAGAGCCCCCGAUCGUGCUGCUGCCAUGCCGCGAUGGCUGAAGGGCAAGGGAGGCCCCAGCGGUGCCAGGCGGAGAGAGGAUGGGCCCCAUGUUUGCUCUCGGUGCUUUGUAUCACACGGCCAGGCUCAGUCUUCCCUCUGUUUACACAGGCGUGCAAGCAAAGUGUAACGGGGAAAAGGAACGUUGAUACUAGCCGCGUUCAGGUGGAGCGUUGUGGAAGGGUUUCAGAUUGACUGGAUGAACACGUGUCCCUCUGAGCUGGCUGUAGGCUGCUGUGAUCCCACCUGCGUGACGCGGGGAGGGAGGCAACGGGUUAUCGGGUAACAGUUACCACAGAGACAACGUGGAAGAGUCUAAAAUUUACCUCAGUGCCUUUUUUUUCCUUAAGUCUGAAAACUUUGCAUUUGGGCUAAGGAGGAAGCUGGAAGGGGCUUUUGUCAAAAGGCCUUGUCGCUCCUGUCCUCACAAUUACCUAAGGUAAAGUACUGUUGUGAUGAGGCUGCUUUUGUCCGUAGAGGGAUGAGGAACUGUUUUGUUUCCUUCCUGAAGGUGACUGCUUGGGAUUUUUUUUUUUUUUUUUUCCAGAUUUACACUUGAGUGUGAUUGUUUUUAAACCAUAAAAGAGUAACUGGAUCACUUAAGGCCCCUCGUUUUGUAUAAAUGCCACCUUCUGCAAGCUUAGUUCCAGCUCAUGUUUUAGUCAGUAGUGUCCAAGGGUUUGCCAACAGGGCUGUGGCCUCUGGCACGCGGUGCGGGACGGGUCCCCCAGCUGUACUGUACUCUACACCCAGAUGACCUUUAACAGCGUGGCAGCAGCCCCACUAGAGCAGCAGUUCUCAUGCUUUGGUGCUGUUUGUCCAUUUACAAGAAUACUUAUUACUUCACAAGUGCGUAGUGAAGUAAUCUAAGUACAUUUAUCUAGUGCUUUCAGUCUUGACAGCACUGUAUAAAUACUUCUGUUCAGUCAUGAGGAAGAACACUGACUGUAAAAACUGCCAUUGGUUCUGAGAAGUAAGAUCCAGACGCUUGGUUUUGAAUCCCUUAUCUUUCUGGCUAAAAGUUGUAAAGAUUUCUUUUUGUUGUUGUUUUCUACUGGAGUUUUGGUGAUUGUCUCCCUCUCCCUCCCUGGAACCCAGCAUGUCUUUGACAUUUUGUAGAAGGCAUGGCUUCUUAUGCAAUUACUGUGAAUGCUGCUGAAAACCUCCUGCAAAGAGGAGGGCUCUUUCUUUUGGUUUUUCAAGAUAUGGGGCAUCUGAAGAAUUGGUAGAUCUUGAAACUCAAAGUCUCAACUGUCAGUUGAGCUGUGUUUGGGAGAGAAGUACUGGCCCCUUCCUUAAGCGCAAAAUACUGUUGGCAGUGCCUUUGGUUAGUAUAUUGUUUUGCCUAGUUCGUGUGAAUUUAUUUUUCAUGUCUAAUGUAAAACCUGUAAAAUAAUGUGUAUAGAAUGGAAUAGUAAAGCUUCUAUGGCAAAGUGAAAUGCAUUUUUGCAAUGCUGUAAUUUAUUUUUACUACUACCUAGUAAUUCCAGGGCAUUUUUAAAAAAUGUCUCACUUCCAGCUUUUUCGGAGGUUCUGAAACUACUUGUUCAUAUGUAGACAGUGUAAAAGACAACUAUAAUAAAACUGUCAGUAAUUAAACAAA
This is a messenger RNA of Tyto alba (common barn owl), 4207 nucleotides long. It is a transcript of the gene RASSF5, whose product is annotated as Ras association domain family member 5. Gene Ontology annotation, biological process: signal transduction. Lineage: Eukaryota; Metazoa; Chordata; Aves; Strigiformes; Tytonidae. The transcript is spliced from 5 exons. Gene Ontology annotation, cellular component: nucleus. Bases 388 to 1188 code for a protein of 266 amino acids. The record is from RefSeq and is a predicted model, not a curated record.